Molecule: messenger RNA, 646 nt
Organism: Cetraspora pellucida
Lineage: Eukaryota; Fungi; Glomeromycota; Glomeromycetes; Diversisporales; Gigasporaceae
Source: the annotation of a GenBank genome assembly
AAUCAUUGAAAUAGUUGCAAUUAUCUAUCCCAAUGAAGUUACAAACGAUCGUGUUGACAUAAAAAAUUUGCAAAAACGAGAGUUUAGAACAUUGGUUACAAAAUUUAUUACUACAAGUUCAUAUACUAGGUAUUUUGCGGUGACAUCAUGUUCGACACCACAAAUACCCGUCCAUUACACACCACCACCAAUACAUACUAAAAGCAAAACGCCACUACCAAAACCGACACCAUCAAAAAAAAAGGAUCCUUCGAUUUCGGGAUUGUCACGUCGUGCCAUUAACUGUACUGUGAUAAAUCAUUCAUCCAUUGUAUAUACCGUAAUUACUAUGACAAAAACUUUUGUGACAUAUGUACCUGACCCACCGACACCAAUACCACCACAAGUACCGACACCAAAACUACCACAAGUACCGACACCAGAACAACCACAAGUACCGACACCAGAACAACCACAAGUACCGACACCAGAACCACCACAAGUAUCGCAACCAGGACAGCCAUUGCCAUCAGAAGAACCACAACCAACAGAAUUUCCGCAACCGACAAUAUCAGAUUUACAACCAACAAAUUUACAAACAUCAUAUUCAUCAACUCCUAAUUUAUCAACACCACCAAUACCAUCAUCACCAAAUAUAGCUAGGUAA